Tripterygium wilfordii is the source of this 2888-nucleotide messenger RNA. RefSeq names its product subtilisin-like protease. The record is from RefSeq and is a predicted model, not a curated record. Lineage: Eukaryota; Viridiplantae; Streptophyta; Magnoliopsida; Celastrales; Celastraceae. Gene Ontology annotation, molecular function: serine-type endopeptidase activity. Bases 12 to 2279 code for a protein of 755 amino acids. The transcript has a single exon. Gene Ontology annotation, biological process: proteolysis.
UUUUGCCAGCCAUGUUGUUUUUCUAUCUUGUUAGUCUAAAUCACAAGUUUAGUUUCUCUCAAGCAAUCAUAUCUAAUCACAGGGAUGCCUUUUCAAAUGAUGAGGGAAGCUUGAAAACUUACAUUGUCAAGGUAAAGAAACCAGAAGGUGAAGAAGAAGCAUCAGUGCAAUCUGAGAAUUUAGAUAGCUGGUACAACUCAUUUUUGCCAGUCACUGACUCCAGCUUACAUGAGCAACAACGGAUGGUAUAUUCUUACCGCCAUGUCGCCACCGGUUUUGCUGCAAAACUUACAGCAGAUGAAGUGAAAGAUAUGGAAAAGAAGGAUGGUUUUGUGUCUGCCCAACCUCAGAGGAAAUUGCACCUUCAAACAACUCAUACCCCUGACUUCUUGGGGUUGCGCCAAGGACCAAAAUUGUGGCAGAAGACUAAUCAUGGAAAAGGAGUGAUUAUUGCAGUUCUCGACACUGGAAUUACGCCCGGUCACCCUUCGUUUAGUGCCAACGAUGUGCCCCGUCCGCCUGCAAAAUGGGAAGUGAAAUGUGAAGAGUCCAUCUGCAAUAACAAGUUGAUUGGUGCAAGGAAUUUCCAAGACAGAGGACCACACCUUUUGGACACAUUAGGCCAUGGAACCCACACAGCAAGCACAGCAGCUGGUAAUUUUGUGGAAGGUGCAAAUCUGUUCGGGAUUGCCAAUGGCACUGCCGCUGGCAUGGCACCUCUUGCUCAUUUGGCGAUUUAUAAAGUUUGUGGAGGUGAUUGCUUAGAAAGUGAUAUCUUAGCUGGAAUGGAUGCUGCCAUCAAUGAUGGUGUCGAUGUGAUCUCAAUGUCCUUGGGGGGACUCCCCAUGCCUUUCUAUAAGGACAAUGUUGCCAUUGGUGCAUUUGCAGCUACUCAAAGAGGUAUUUUUGUCAGUUGCGCAGCGGGAAAUUGGGGUCCAAAGGGUGCUACCGUAACAAAUGUAGCACCAUGGAUACUGACAGUGGGAGCAAGCACUGUUGACAGAAGCUACAGAGCAACCGUGGUUCUUGGGAACGGGGAGGAAUUCGAUGGGGAAUCCUUUUACCAGCCUAAAGAUUUCUCAUCAGAAUUGCUAUCACUUGUUUACCCUGGAUCAAGUAGUGGUAAUGAGAAAUCAAAAUUUUGCGCUCCGGGAUCAUUAGCAGAUGUUUAUGUCAAAGGAAAGAUAGUGUUGUGUGAGAAGGGUGGGAAAAUACAGAGAACUGGAAAAGGCCAAGUAGUAAAGGAUGCUGGUGGUGCUGCAAUGAUUCUCAUCAAUGAUGAUAAACUUGAUGACAGUAUAAAACCCAAUUUUCAUCUACUUCCCGCAUCACUUCUGAGGUACAAAGCAGGGUUGAGAAUUAAAGACUACAUAGCCUCAACACCAUCACCAAUGGCGAAAAUCGUGUUCAAGGGACCUGUUUUCGGCCUUCCAAGUGCUCCCAUGGUAGCUGAAUUUUCCUCAAGAGGCCCCAACUUAGUAAGUCCUGGGAUCCUAAAACCUGACAUUAUAGGCCCCGGAGUAGAUAUCCUUGCGGCAUGGAUUUCCGCUAACAAAAACCAAGACCACAGCAACAAGAACAGAAAACCAUCAUUUCAGAUGAUUUCAGGAACAUCAAUGUCAUGUCCUCAUCUCAGUGGCAUUGCUGCUUUGCUCAAAAGCUCUCACCCUCACUGGUCACCAGCUGCCAUUAAAUCUGCAAUUAUAACCACAGCCUAUACAACAAACCGUGGAAACAAUCCAAUCACAGAUGAAAAUCUAGUUGAUGCAAAUAUCUUUGAUAUCGGUGCAGGCCAUGUAGACCCAUCAAGAGCAAAUGAUCCUGGCCUAAUCUAUGACAUCCAAACCCAUGACUACAUUUCCUACCUAUGUGGCUUGGAUUACUCAGAUGACCAGGUAACCACCAUUGUCAGAUCUGAUGUGAAAUGUUCGAAGAUUUUGAGUAUACCUGAAGCAGAACUGAAUUAUCCGUCAUUCUCAGUAAACUUUGGUUCUAGUCCUCAGACGUAUAAUAGAACAGUAACAAAUGUCGGUCCCGCAGAUGCUUCUUAUACUCCUCGCAUUGUUGCACCAACUGGUGUGCUUGUUAGUGUAACGCCUGGUGCUCUGGUUUUCCAGAGGAAGAAGCAAAAGUCGACUUACGCAGUAACAUUUAGCAUGCAAGGGGAGGGAGGAGGCAACUCUUUUGGUCAGGGAUAUCUCGAAUGGGUUUCUGCUACCCAUACUGUAAGAAGUCCCAUUGUUGUUACGUAUAAGAGAAAACCUACUUCGCUUACAUAAAAGAAAAUGAGUUGAUUUGAUAUUUAUCUUUCGUGUUCAGAAGAUCUUUGAUAUCCCCUGCCACCAAUUAGAUAAAUCAGCAGAAAAAAGAGUGAUUUACAUUUUGCUUUCUACUUUCUUCUAGUUUCUCCUCACAAAGAAUGCAUAAUGAAAAAAGAGUGAUUUACAUUUUUCCUUUUACUUUCUUCUAGUUCCUCCCCACAAAGGAUGCAUAAUGUGUGAUUGCUAUUCAUUUUCCAGCAUUUGUAACCUCCUCUUGUCGCUUCGUUGGUUUCUGCUAGCCAGCCAGUUCAACCAUCAUUGGCAAAGGCAGGAGUAUCAAACAAACUAACGAGACAAAAACAAAUAUAAAGGCACAGCUCUGGGAGUAGCCUUUGCCCACUGGAAGGGAAAGAAACACAGUGAAGCAGCUACAUAUCCUGAGAAGUGAGAAUACAUACAUAUCUGAAUUCUACAGUUCUUGUUUUAAGCAAUAGAGGACUACAAACCUAUUACUGCAUUAACAAGGGAAGCAUCGAUAACAACCACCGCAAGAGGGAAGGGGAAAAAGCAAUCAACACAAGGCAAUAGCAAGAAACUUGGUGCUUUAAUAAACUUCUGAACAUUCCC